AUGAGAUUUAGAGAAUACUAUUAUGAUGGUAAGUCAUACACAUACUACAAUCAUAGUUGGUAUGAACUUGUGUUUGAACAUAACUAUUCAUCUACCAGCAAAUGCUUUAGUAGUAAAAAAGAUGCACUUAACAUCAACGAAAACGGCAAAUAUUCCAUAUUAUAUGAUCUAAACUCAACAAAAUAUCUAAUGAAAGACAAAUAUCGAUAUUUCAUUCUUGAUUAUCCAAAUCUUAAUAAAAUUAACUCUUGGCGUCAACGAAAUUCUCCAACCGUUGAAAAAGAGAAACUUAAUGUAAUGGAAGCCUUAGGUUUUGAAAGAUAUGUGACCGAGUUACCAAUGGAAGGUUGGGGAGGUCUCGUAUUAAGCCAAUUAAAUCUUAAUAGAUCCUUAUUAGAUGGCCUUCCAGGGAUUAGCCAUUGGCAAUAUGCUGUUGCAAUGAUUUGUGUAGAAGGUAAUAGAUACGUAGAAAUGGGAUAUCCUGCAUCAUUCAACGAAGAAUUACAAAUCGAGGUAAUUACUGAUAGAAUUCGAUUAUGGGCUGCCAGAGGUAAAGUUUUCCCUACUAUUCCACAUUCUUGUGUGAUUAACUAUAAUUUAUUUCGAUUUCAAACCAUCAUAACUUUGUUUAUGUUACUUCCAGAAACAUAA
Trichomonas vaginalis G3 is the source of this 651-nucleotide messenger RNA. RefSeq lists its product as uncharacterized. The record is from RefSeq and is a predicted model, not a curated record. Bases 1 to 651 code for a protein of 216 amino acids. The transcript has a single exon. Lineage: Eukaryota; Parabasalia; Trichomonadida; Trichomonadidae.